This is a messenger RNA of Mizuhopecten yessoensis (Yesso scallop), 780 nucleotides long. RefSeq names its product sex-determining region Y protein-like. The transcript has 2 exons. NCBI's taxonomy places the organism in Eukaryota, Metazoa, Mollusca, Bivalvia, Pectinida, Pectinidae. The record is from RefSeq and is a predicted model, not a curated record. Bases 1 to 780 code for a protein of 259 amino acids.
AUGAACACUCACACACAACAACAGGUUUUGGAAAAGUUAACUGAUGAGCACGGAGACGUCAACCUAAGCAACGAGUUUACUGAUGAGCACGGAGACGUACACCUAUUCCACGAGUUUACUGAUGAGCACGGAGACGUCCACCUAAACCACGAGUUUACUGAUAAGCACGGAGACGUCCACCUAAACAACGAGUUAACUGAUGAGCACGGAGACGUCCACCUAAGCCACGAGUUUACUGAUGAGCACGGAGACGUCCACCUAAACAACGAGUUUACUGAUGAGCACGGAGACGUCCACCUAAGCCACGAGUUUACUGAUGAGCACGAAGACGUCCACCUAAACAACGAGUUAACUGAUGAGCACGGAGACGUCCACCUAAACCACGAGUUUACUGAUAAGCACGGAGACGUCCACCUAAACAACGAGUUUACUGAUGAGCACGGAGACGUCCACCUAAGCCACGAGUUUACUGAUGAGCACGGAGACGUCCACCUAAACAACGAGUUUACUGAUGAGCACGGAGACGUCCACCUAAGCCACGAGUUUACUGAUGAGCACGAAGACGUCCACCUAAACAACGAGUUAACUGAUGAGCACGGAGACGUCCACCUAAACCACGAGUUUACUGAUAAGCACGGAGACGUCCACCUAAACAACGAGUUUACUGAUGAGCACGGAGACGUCCACCUAAGCCACGAGUUUACUGAUGAGCACGGAGACGUCCACCUAAACAACGAGUUUACUGAUGAGCACGAAGACGUCCACCUAAACCCAAGUUAA